Dendrobium catenatum is the source of this 321-nucleotide messenger RNA. RefSeq lists its product as uncharacterized. The record is from RefSeq and is a predicted model, not a curated record. The transcript has a single exon. Bases 1 to 321 code for a protein of 106 amino acids. Lineage: Eukaryota; Viridiplantae; Streptophyta; Magnoliopsida; Asparagales; Orchidaceae.
AUGGGUUCUAAGUUCACUUGGUGUAACAACAAGAAUGGCAAUGCUCGUAUAUUGGAGAGGCUUGAUAGGUGUUUAAUCCAUUCAUCAGCUUUAAACUUGUUACAAAUUGCAUUUCUUAAGCACUUAUCUCGCAUAGCUUCGGAUCAUUGCCCUUUACUACUGAAUAUCUACAAGCUGAUUGAGAAGAUGCAAAAAGAUAUUCGUUAUGAAGAAACCUGGGCUACUUAUUACAGGGCGACGGCUUUGGUAAAGAACUUAUGGAACAAGAAAAGUUUGGCUGAUCCACAAGCUUCCUUUACUGAAAUUGAGAAGAACUCUUAG